UAUGUAUGUCAAUGAAGAAGAUGAUAAUUGGUACUCAAUUGAUGAUGCCCAUCCUUUAAAUCAAGAUUAAUGGUGUUAUUCAAUUGUUUUUAACAAAGAAGGCAACAUUAUAAUUAGUUGUUCAGGAAAAUUCAUUAAAGUUUGGAAAUUUCAAGGAGGAAAUAUGACCUAUCAAAAAAAGAAAUAUAUAAUAAAGGCUCAUAAAAAAGAUAUUAAUACAUUAAGUUAUAGUAAAUAAUAAAAUAUGUUUGUCUCUGGAAGUGAUGAUAAUACAAUAAAAAUAUGGACAUUAAAUGCAAAUAAUACAUUUUAAUAAUCAUAAGAGAUUAUAACAUAAUCUUGGCCUUUAUCUUCUUUGUUGAAACAAGAUGAUUCAUAAUUAUUUGCUGGAUUAUGGAAUGGUAAUUUAUUAAUAUUUAAUAAAAAUGGAAAUGAAUAUAAAUUAUAAAAAGAAAUUUAAUCUCAUAAAAGUUAGAUUUAUAGCAUAAGUUUAAAUGAUUCUUAAGAUACACUUUUAACAUUAGGCUGGGAUAAGUAAAUUAAAAUUUAUUUACCAGAUGGAAAUAUUUGGUAAGAAACUUCAAAUGUUAAACUUGAUAAAAAUGGAUUUAGAGCUAGUUUCAUUAGUGAUGACUAGAUUAUUUAUUAACCUUUAGAAUCAGGAAGUACAUAAUUUUUUUAAUUUAAUAAAAAUAAAAAGAUGAUAUACAAUUAAAAUAUAGAUCUGAAUAUUGGAGUUGCUAAAGAAGAUAAAGCUUUCUUUCCAAUAUAAUGGAAUAAAUAAAAAGGAUUAUUCACUAUCAAAUUAGAAAAGAAAUUAUAUGUUAUUAAGAAAGAAAAUGAUAAUAAAUUUUAAAUUGUUAAAACUUUUGACUUUUCAGAUGAAAGAACAUUUGGUGCUGUUACUCCAAACUUUGAUUAUGUUAUUGUUUGGAAUAAGAAGGUUAAAGGAUAUGAAAAAAAAGCAAUAUGA
Paramecium pentaurelia is the source of this 973-nucleotide messenger RNA. The record is from the annotation of a GenBank genome assembly. NCBI's taxonomy places the organism in Eukaryota, Ciliophora, Oligohymenophorea, Peniculida, Parameciidae.